Biomphalaria glabrata is the source of this 7688-nucleotide messenger RNA. RefSeq lists its product as uncharacterized. NCBI's taxonomy places the organism in Eukaryota, Metazoa, Mollusca, Gastropoda, Planorbidae. The transcript is spliced from 10 exons. The record is from RefSeq and is a predicted model, not a curated record. The coding region runs from base 1152 to 3536 and encodes 794 amino acids. Gene Ontology annotation, biological process: hexose biosynthetic process. Gene Ontology annotation, molecular function: N-acetylgalactosamine 4-sulfate 6-O-sulfotransferase activity.
UUAACAAGCUGAUAGUUUAGCUGGAAUUUAUUAAAUGAUUAUUAUUUGACGUAUACUCUAUUUGAAAAUUCACUAACGCAGUAAAUAUCACGUGCGGUGUAGUGCAUUUGUUAUAAAGUACAUCAGUUGCGUUGUAGGGUUUAUUUUCAACCAAGAUUUGUUUACCAAAGACUUUAUUUUAUUUAGCAACUAUUAACAUCUGUUUGUCAUUCUCGACGAUUUUAAACUGCUGGAUUGACUUUUGAAAACAGUGUACAGCAGGCAACGAAAAUCUUUAUUUUAUUUUUUUUUGAUGGACAUUUUGUUUUUCUGUUAUGCUCCUUUGUGUUUCUAUUCUUUACGCCACGAAAUAUUUCCAUAUGUCAAUGUGUGACACGUGUAGAUCUAUACGUUACAUACAGUGAUAACGCUCAAUACCAAAUGUUGGUGAUGUUUUCUACAAGAAGAUGGUGCGGCCAAUGCAAAAAUAAUAAUAAUUGUGUCAGUCACUUUAUACACUGUGUGUGAUGUAUCGAGACGAUGUGCUGAUACACCUUUUAACACUGCUGUAGUGAGAUGUGCAGAUCGUGUCGUAAGGGGGACCUACCGUCUGAGAAGUGUGCUGCACUUGUGUAAAUAGAAUUGUAGAGCAGAUCCGCUAAGUCCUCCUUUCAUUCGCUUUCUAUGUUCGGAUUACUAGAUCUAGACCUCUAUGCUGGCGAGAGACUAUAUGCUUGGGCAGAACCUCGUACCGGUACUAACAAAACAGUGGUCCCCGUGUUUACGGUGAACUGUUUUCGCUUGAUGAAGUUGUCGUUUUCUCAGGCGAAGUACGCAACACUAGAGGAAACUGACGCCUUUUGUUAUUUGCUAUGCUGACACCGUAGGCCCUAUAGGCGUAUUCCUGUGAUUUGUAUAUGCAAACAAUGUGUUGAAAGGAAAUCCAUUGAGCGGGGUAUUAAGUACAAUUUUAAAUAGAUCUACAUCCAUCCCCAACCCUUAGGCCUACCACGCUAUGGAAAGACACAACCGCCCUUUGAUUCCCCCUCCCCCCACCGGUUUAUCCCCUGUAAAUAUUUUUGUGUCCUACUCCUCCUAUUCCCAAUCCCUGCUACACACAGACAGAAGAGUUAAAUUAUAAUGGCAUAUGAGAAGUUCAAUCAAAUUUAAAAAUGGAAACGGAAAAUUCCCAUGACGUCACGUCAACGAGGGCGGAGAAAGUGGAGGUGUGCGACGUUUGUGCCGUUGUAGCUCGAGCCUUAGUGUUGUGGCUGCUGAUUGCUUUAGUCAGUCUUCGACAGAUUGUCGCUUUCGUUUUUGGAGCUGGCGUUCGUUUUGGGGAAAGGCUGUUAAAUCAGCUUCCGUCUCUUCGAAUCUUGAUUCCUCUGACAUCUUCUUCGUCUGGGGCUCCUGACGCCGCCAACGCCUUGCGAAUAGGACGCGUCGUCGCUCAUCGAUUAAUGGACAUGCUUUCUUGGCUUCUUACUAACGGAUUCAGUAAAAGUAUACAGGUUCUGCUCUGCUUGCGAUUGCAAAUACCUGUUAUUAUUCAUAACACAUGCCAACAUACACUGGGCAGAUGUCGGUUCCUAACAUCGUUGUCUCUCUGCGCUUUGCUUCUGAAAUGUAUAACUUUGGCGAGACGAUUCGUGCAAACAUGCUGUGAAUUGAGGGAUCAAUGGAUUAUUCUUCGACAAUUGAUUACGUGUCCAUUAAGACCGAUCUGUUGGGCCGGAAAUAAUCUUUUCUGCCUCUACGUCGGGAAGAUCCGAUCCAACUAUCCAUCUGCGCUGGAAACUGUUAAUCGGCUGCUAAAGCAAUUGUGCUGGAUUGUCUUGCGACUUGCUCGCGCCGCAAACACUGGCAUCGCGUUUCUAAUUGGUCGAAGUUUAACGGGUCUGUGUGUCGUUUGUAGAUUACUUUCACGUGCAGAUGCUUGGCUGAUAGAUUCAUUGUCAUCAUUCACGGAGAGCUGUUUUCUUCCUUCGGAACAUGGUCCUCGAUUUUUAAAGGAUAAAUCCAGAUGCUAUGUGUUGUCACUGCUCUGGCGGGUGUUUCACCUCCGCAGUCCCCGUUUCAGUUUUAUUGCUAUCCUGGUGGUUGUGUCUGUUCUCCUGUCCACUUUUCUGUACCUAAGUCAUGUGAGCAGUGCAGGAAAACUGACCAGAUUAACUCAGUACAAGGAUGACCCUGUGCCAAACAAAGACAACCUCAGAGACAAUCUAUUGCCCAAGGAUGAAGAUGGGCCGCAACCGGGGAAGAAGAAUAACAACAGACAGAGGAAUCACUGGAAGGAGAAAGCCUCACUGAGAAAUGAGAACAACAAAGAGGAAGGGCAGUCCACUUUGUCAUGGAAGCAAGUGUCUCAUGUCAUAAGCUUGAUGAAGACGUAUGACUGGCAGAAUCAUACCCUAACACCAGUGGUACAUAUGGAGGAGCUGAUGGCUAAGAUUAGUUACCUCAGACAGGAAAUGGUCAGCGAGAAGAACUGUCUUCCUAAACUGACUGACCCACCUCUAUGUAAAGGUGACCUGAAAGGCAAUGAAGUGGAAGAUCUCUUAUGUAUUGAGAAGCCUAAGUACCUCAGUCACAUCAAAAAUCCCUGCUGGUACUCUAAUGGAGGAAUGGAUGAAAAGAAACUUAGGUGUCUGCCCUACUUUCACAUCCUUGGUUGUGCCAAAUCUGGAACCACUGAUCUCUGGAACAGACUUCUGUCUCAUCCCCAUCUUAUUGCCAAUGAUGGCAUGCUACACAAGGAAGCCUUGUGGUGGUCCUGGAGGAGAUAUGGCUAUAAUGGUUACUCCAGGGGAGAGUUGUGGAGCUUCAAUCGGUAUGUUGACCUGUUUCAGGACACAGCCAGAAUAAUAGAGAAGUCCAUUGAAAAUGAAAACUUGCACCAUCAGAUCAUUAUAACAGGAGAUGCAUCCCCACCAGAUUUUUGGGAUUUUCGAGGUUGGAGCAGCAUCAGCCAGAAUCGUGAUUCUAAUAUCCCACGUGUAAUAACUCCUCAUUUGAUGAAGCAUUUCUAUGACAAACCAAAGUUUAUCAUAAUGUUUAGAGAUCCUAUAGACAGACUUUAUUCAGAUUACUUCUUUGUGGGUGGUGGCCUGACGUCACUGGACUUUCACAAUGAUGUGCUGGUCGCCAUUGACUUGCUUCAUGAUUGUGUUCAAACAUUUGGAUUGGUGCAUUGCUUUUAUGACCACGAGCUAUAUGUUAAACUUCCACUGCGUCUCCCUUUUGCCUGCUAUUCUGUUUUUAUGAGGGAAUGGUUGCAAGUUUUUCCUUUAGAGAGUUUUCUGCUGAUCAAAACAGAGGACUAUAAAAUAAACCCAGAAAAUACUUUGAAGAGCGUCAUAGAGUUUCUAGGUCUAGGUCCCCUUAAAGAGAAAGUCCUGCAAGAAAUAGCAGAGGAAGAGAAAUCCAGGAUAACUGAGCAGCGAAUAAUUGCUGGGCCGAUGAAAAAUGAAACCAGAAUUAUUCUUCACGAGCUACUAGACUCUUGCAGCCAUGAACUAGCAAAAUUGGUGAAGAAUGAUAAUUUUUUGUGGCAUUAACCCUUUAAGUCUUACACUCUGUCAUUUUGUUUUCAUGGAACACUGUGCAAUAAUAGUUCAUGACAUAUUUCUUACUUUUAUUUGCUUUCCCUUUGAUUGAGAGGAACAUUUUUUUAUUUCUAUUUUUCUAUUACGUUAUGCAUACCAUUGUUUUGAGUGAUUUAGAGUUUAGGUCUCUUACAGAGAAAUGUUUGCUAGUUUGGGGCUUCCUGGACCUUUUUUUUUUAGCUGCUGAUUGAGGGUCCCAAGUUUGAGAUGAGCAGAGCUUCAAGUUUUAUGUGGCGACCUAUAACUGAUAAGUCUUUGCAUGCAUGGAUGACUUAAUAUACAUGUCACAUGUAUCAAACUGUAUGCAAAAUUUUGUAAUUAAUGGGUUGUUUUUUUGUUUGUCAUAAAGGUAACUUAAUUGUUUUUUGUUUUUUUUCAAUAUCUACUGUUAAACAUUAUUUAAAAAGAUGGUCAAAAUAUGGAAAUUGAUUUAAAGAACAAGUAAAAAAGAAUGAAUCAUUUAUUUCAAGAUUCAAUUGAGCUAAAUAGUUAGAGUGUCUUGCCAAUAUGAUGAAAGUCAUGGUAUCGAUUCCCAUUUUUUUUUCAUUUUGUUCAAUGACUAAUAAAAUAUAAAUGUUUAUGGGUACUUUACUAUAUCAGUUGAACAUAAAGAAGGAAUUGAUUUACAAAAAAUAUAAAUUUUCCUUUUUAUUUCAUUAUAAAAAAAAUACAUUUCUUUAGCCAUUUCAUUUUUUAUUGGUAAGUUUCCAGAAACUUAAUUUGAUUAUUCCUUUAAUAUUUUGUUUGUGAAUAUCAAUCAGAAUAUUUUUAAGAAAUAAUUUUUUUGAUAGAGUGAUGUUAACCAUUGUCCUAGUGCACACAAAACCAAUUUUUCACAGGCCAUAUCAGGCCUGUGAGGCAGUGCUAUUAAGCCAAAUGCUUUCAUUAUGCUGUGAACCACUUCAUUAAAAAAACAUUCCUAAUGUUUUAGUUAUAUUCUCAUUUAAUAGCAUUCAAAUUUCAUCCAUUGUUGGAAACGAAAAUUCCUUUUUUUUUCUAUUUAGUUAGUCAGAGAUAAAGUCCAAAAUAUAUACAUUGAUUUUAAAUCAAAAGAUUAACACUACUGUCUUUAUUUAAAAUAGUUUAAAGGUAUCUUAAGCAAUUUACAUUGUGGGUUUUUUUUUAUUACGAGAUAAAUUUAAAAAAAAAUAUUCAUAUUUUUUCCCCACAUUUAAUUUGUGGUUGUAAUUUUUGCCACUUUUCAGGUCAUGUCAUCCAGACUUGGUUAAACCUGAUUAGGUAAUGCAGGUACUCUUUUUCUCUGCUGUCCCUUAUUUUGUUGGAUUGUUACAGCUCCACACAUGAUCUGUUUAAUCUCUCUCUCUAUUCCUCUGUUUUUUGCCCUUUCAUUGACAGGUCCAUCCAUUCCUUAAUGUUGUCUUCCCAUCCAUUUUUUGUCUGCAUUUUCUUUUUUUCAUUUUUUCUUCUCUGGUACUGUUCCCCCACCCCCCUAACAGAAAGGUUUUUGUGAAUCAUGAGGAUCUCGUGAUAUGGCUGUACUGUUAAUGAUCAUUUUAACAAAUCUGAUUUCUUUUUUUCAAAGCAUUUUUGUUUCACUAAUUUUUUUAAAACAUGAAACUUGAUUAAUAAAAAAAAAACAAGCUGGUGCAUUGGAAUGAAAUCUAACAGACCUGAACAAGAGCUUUUUGUCAUAAUUAUAAUAUUAGAUUUCUAUCAACAUUUUGUACACAAUUUAAAAUACUCAAUCUUUAUGUUAUAAAUGUUUUUUCCUGAUGUAAUUAAGUGUGUUUUUAUGUGUUUAAAAUGAUUAAUGUUAUAUUUGUAGAAAUACUUUGUUACUUACUAUUUGUUUUGAGUCCAUUGUUUAUUUUUUUAAAUGUCCACAUUUUUUAUUUACACUUUUUCUUUACACUUUAAAUAAAAUUCAUUCUACAAUGGUAUGCAUCAAAACACUUUAUUUUUCAAUUUUCUAGUUCAUGACAUUUGAUUUUUCUUUGUUUGUUUGCCACUAACAUUUGUAUUCCUGUUAAACAAAAAAAAACAACUCCUGUCUCUAUACCUUUUUUAAUUAAUGUUUUUUUUAAUACGGAAAAUAAAAAAGUAUUUUUAGAGAAGAUAUAUUUAAAUAUAAAAAUACUUGACCAUAGGCUGAAAAUAACUGCCAGGAAAUAAAUAAAUGCUUUAUGCUUAUCAUAAUGAAUCUGAGAUUGAAAUCUGCCUGCAAUCCACCAUUGUAGGCUAUAUAUUGUGUACAAAACACUAAUGUAUCUUGUAUAUAGCAUAGAAAACUCUUUAAUUCAUUUGAAGAACUUAAAAUUUUAUUGUGAUCAGUUCUAUUCUAUAUCUUCUAUCUACAGAUUUCUUUUUCUAAAAUAUCCAAUCACUAACUAUGCAAGUCUUUAUAUAGAAUCUCUAAUUCUGCCUUGUCAAUAGCAUAUUACUCAUACCUAGAGACUAAGUCAAAAAUAUGUCAACAUUUUUAUUCUAGCCUACUUAGAUGUCCAUUGUACUUUCCAGAGUACACACACACACACUAAAUAAACAUGACCCAUCAAACUUAACCCCACUAUCUCAGUCUACAGUCAUCUUAGUUGCUUUGGACUAAGUUAUCUUUUCUUGAAUUGAAAAUUAAUUCUGCUUUUAUUGAUAUACUAGCAUUACAGACACUGGUUUAGCCCAUCGAUUUGUUCCCAAGCUUUAUAUGAUUUAUUAUGACCAGAAUAUUCCAUCCUUUUCUCUUUUUUUUUUUUUUUGGAAAUUUCAAUAACUGAGCCACAUUUUAACAAUCUCCCUAAUAGACUUUUGAUGAGCCCAUUAAUUAUUGCAUAGGUCUGCUUUCUUUCUCUUUCCUUCUCUCUCUGGAACCUCAGUUUAGUUUUUUUUCACCCUGUGCAUUAUAAAACUUUUGACUUGAUUUGGAACAAUCCACUUCAUAAUGUCCCUCCCUCCAUGACACACAUACACCCUCAUGCUUUUGGCCCAUGAAUUGUAGUACAACUUUCAUUUAUCUUCUUAGUCCGGCUUACAAUCUUUAUUUCAGCUUUCCAAUAUUUAAUGUACCAUCUGUUGCUUUUCGACCAUUACUCACUCACCUGCUUUCACACUUUCGGACCUUUUUUAUUACAAUGACAACCCCAUUUGCUUAGCAUCCUCCAAUUGAUUGAAACUUGAAAUUAUAAGGCAAGCUUUGUACGGUAUUAGACACUGCAAAUAUUUCUUUCUUUCUCUCUCAAAAAAAGAAAUACUCUAGAUUAUCUUUUGAUAAUAUUAUGAUGCUUCAAUUUGGAAGCUGAAAUGAUGUAAGGCAUAUCAAAUUAGAAAAACGAAAAGAAUUUGCUUUAAAAAUAUGCACUUUGUAAGCUAUUUCUAUUUAUGCUUUAUAUAUAUACUGCAGCCUUUUGGGGAAAUAUUGAAAAUAAAAUAUAAAGGUUUGAUAGAAAGCUUGUGGUUUUUCGUGAAUUGUGGUGGUCAGAUUGCAAAUUUUUCAAAACCAUUUCUUAUUAGUGACCGUCUAGAAGGUAAAAGGAAUCUGUGUACGAAAUUUCAUGCGAAUCCGUUUGACAAUUUAAGAGAGCUCUUGAUCAAUCAGUCAGUGAGUGGUAACUUAGAAAUAAAAUUAUAGAUUGAUAUCUGCCAAUGUAAAAAAAAUAUUUUUUUUAUUAGUUUUGUAAUGAACCGAAUUCCUUGUUAAUGCUAACGUAAUUAAUCUUUUAAAGUUAAUUAUUAUCAAUUAUUUCUAUCACUGUUUGUGCAAUUGUUUUAUUUUAUUUAUUUGUUUUUUUUUUGGAAAUAUUCUCUAUAUAUGAAAAUGAUUUUCUUUAUGUGAUUGUGAGAAUAUAAAUGAUAAAAACAUCAUUUGGAACAUGCAUAGUUCUUGACAUGGUAUUAGUGACACAAAGUUUAAAUAAAACAUAUCUAACGUAAUUAAUCUUUUAAAGUUAAUUAUUAUCAAUUAUUUCUAUCAUUGUUAGUGCAAUUGUUUUAUUUUAUUUUUUUAUUUUUUGGAAAUAUUCUCUUUAUGUGAAAAUGAUUUUCUUUAUGUGAUUGUGAGAAUAUAAAUGAUAAAAACAUCAUUUGGAACAUACAUAGUUCUUGACAUGGUAUUAGUGAAACAGUUUGAUUAAAACAUCUUUUUUAAAAGAC